CUGUGGGUUGUAGGAUGUGUGGUGUUGUGGGUUUGUUGUGAAGGUUAACAAUGGGAGCUGUUGGAAAGACGUAUAUUGUAAUUUUGUUUACGUCAGAAAUAGUGGAUAGAUUUUCUCUUGUACAUGGUUACACUUAAUGAAGAAAACGUGAACGCUGUUAUUUGGCCAUAAAAGAAAUGAGUUCUGCGGUCAAAGACACGAAACUCCCACUUCCUAGUGGAUGGGUUGUUUAUCCAUCAAAGUCUCACCUUGAUAAAGUGUACUAUUUUAAUGUAUGUACUGGAGUUUCGUCAUGGGAACGGCCUAUAUCAAAACAGUGUUACAGAUCAAAUGGUGAAAAAUACAGUGAAAAAUCAUCAGAUUUGGUAGCAAAAUCAAGCAGCAGUAGUUUAGGAAAAUCUUUACAUGAAUGUAAAUUGACAUCGGCUACAGAUAAAAGAUUGGAAUCAGUCUCAAGCAAUUCAGGAAUACUACCAAAUAAAUCACAUGUACUUCAAGUCACUGUUGCUAAGGAAUGUGACAGUCAUAAGAAGAAAUAUAAUAGAACAUUAAAAAGCAGAAUUAGUGCUAAUGACAAGAUAUGUGUUAAUGAAGCAAGUGUAGAGUGUGAAUUCCAACAUGGCAGACCUGCCCAUGAUGAAGUAUUAUCGAGGAAGAGGAAGAAGAAGAAGAAGAAGAAGAAGAAGAGGUGCUCUGGAUCAGUCGAGUUGGAUAGUGAUUCUGACAUUGAGAAACCACCUUUGAGGAAAAUCAAAUUAAAUAAUAAUGUGAUUUGUCAGAGUGGUAGUGCAGUAGAUAAGCUACACAGUAAUAAGUUAAGUAGCCAGUUAGUGUUACCAUCAGCUGUAAGAGGAAGUCUCAGUUCAGCUUUAUGUGCAAGUAAGUCAAAUUUACGAAAUGAUGAUGUACAACAAGCACUGAAAGCCAAAACGCCGAAUAAAAUCAGUCCAGAUCGUGCAGCUGUAAAUGCUGAACUUGAAAGUACAGGAAGAUGGAAAUAUGCCCAAGGGUUGGCUUCCAAACGUUUGAGAGCAUUACAAACCAAACUUGCUGAUGAACUGGUGAGGAAAGAGAAUUCUGAAGCUCAGAAAAGCAAAGAACUUCGACAAAAAAGAAAGAAGGUAGAAGAAAGUCUUCGUUUACAUUCUUCAGAGCUUGGUAAAUGUAAGACUUCAAAACACUCAGAUAUACUUCAGAAGAAGUUAAAAUUUGAAUGUAAUUUUGGCCGUAAAGAGGUGGUGAAUGUGGAGCGAGAUAAUCUUCGUUCAAAAAAUCUGAAUACUCCUGGAGCUUACGGUGGAGGUUUUGAUAAAUGUAAGGCAGCAAAACGUCUAGAAAUACUUCAGAAGAAGUUAAAAUUGGAACAGAAAGUUGGCCAUAAACAGCAGGAUAGACUUCUUAUUAAAAAUGAAAGAGUUCCUGAAGCUUGCAGUGCCGGUGUUUGGUCAAAAGAGAGAAGCCCAUCAUCUGAUGCGAGUCUCGUCAGAGAUGGUCGGAGAUUUUCGGACAAAACGGUGAAACAGAAUUUGUCUGAACAGCAUCCGUAUGUAACAGCAGAAGUGACAAACCAAGAAGACGAACUGAUGGAGUGGGAGCCCAUAGAAGAUGAGAAGAUUUUGUCACACAUCCAAGAAGUCCGCAGUCAGAUUCAUCAGGGUCGUAACAUUGAUCAAGAUGGCAGAGGGAUACAAACACUAGACUAUGAUAUUAAUUCUAUUUUCUGUGCAGAUGGAAAGCCAGAAUGGUUCAUAGUUAUUGAUACGAAUGUAUUGAUUUCUAGUUUGAACUAUAUCGAGGAGCUGCGUGAUACAAAUUUUAAAGGUUUGGGGUUCCCUGUCCUGGUUAUUCCAUGGCAGGUCCUUCAAGAACUGGACGUAAUGAAGGAUAAGCGAGGCAACGUCCGAAGUCCAUUCCUUACAAUGAGAGCAAGAAAGGCAGUUUCAUUUCUUCUUUCCAACUUCUCUUCAAAACAUCCACGAAUUCGAGGUCAAACAGCAUUAGACGCAGUUCCUAAAGAUUUCAAAAUAGAAGUACCAGAUGACUCUAUCCUUCAGUGUUGCCUUCAGAUAGCUCGGAGGACAAACCAAGUGAUCCUAUUAUCAAAUGACAAAAACCUUUGUAAUAAAGCUAUUGUAAAUGGAAUAAAAUCGUACCAAAAGGCAGAAAUGCAACAGACACUUGAAGAAUUGAGCUCAGAAUCAGAGGACCAAAUUCAGAUCCAAUCUCUGUCAGGAAAUGACCUGUCUGUCGCAAAUGUGGGUGUGCUAGCAGCGGUGGAAUCAGGAUCCCCUGCUGAAGUAGCUUCUGUUGUUGACUUCAUAUUGUGCAAGUUGAAGUCGCUGUUAAAAGAACUGCUUAGCAGAAUACUGGAAAAUGAGAUGAAUAAAGCGUAUGGUAGUUCAUGGAAGAUUAUUGUUCUAGUCAAACCACCAUGGACUUUAUCAGAUAUGAUAAUUUGUUUUCUCAAGCACUGGAUAGCAGUUUUUAGUAUUGUUUUGCCUGCAGAGGUUAAAGGUAUCCUCGAAUGUCUAAAGGAAUUUUUUGACGAUGCAAAACAGAAUAAAGGUUAUGGACAUUCUUUACGUGAUGUAAAGAAAAUGUUACAAACAAGCUUGCAUCUCUGCAUGGCGGUACAGUUUGAUGAGUAUCGUGAUUUGGUCUCAGCGUGUGUGUCAAAUAUAGAGAGACUGAGAAAGCACUGUGAAGAAACAUUGACGGGAUUUAAGAAAGAGGAUGAGAAAGAAAAAUUCAAGUGUGAUCAAUAUAAGUCGCAGAAUGAGAAUGUGAAAACUGUGAUGGACGUGUUGAAAAAUUGUUUGGAAUUGGUUCAGAGUUUUUGUGCACUAAUGUGUGAUGUGCUUGGGUGGGAACAUCACGUGGUGUACAGUAGGCCUGAACCACUUCCUACUGUAGACAUUGUACAAAACAGAGUACAAUAUAUUUACCCCAUGGUUGAUGCAUUAAUCAAAAACAUUGCAAGCAUUUUGGAGCAUCCAGUUAGUGCCCUAACUGUGGAUCAUGAAGCAGUUAAAAAUUUGUACUUGACACUGGCAAAUUUUGUUGAGUCACAAGAGGUAGCAGAAAAAAUUACUCCUGAACUUAUUCUGAAUUUCAGCACCACAGAAAGCACGAGGAGCACAUUGGAGAUGACAAAGACUAUGUUUGAAGAAAUAGAAUUAGUUCUGAAUAGAGGAAUAAAUUAUUUUGUACAGUGUGGCAUUGCCUAAUUAAUAUUUUUUUAUCUAAGAACUUAUAUUUUUCUAAUUUAUCCAGGUGAGUGAAUAUUUAAGGGUAUGUUGAGUAAUUGCUUAGUACUCAUGUCACAUGCAGAAAUACCUUCCACUCUUAGACUGUCAAAGUUUUAUAUUUCUCCAUAUUUUUAAAUUAUAGGUCCUAUAUAAAUUAAAUUCUAAUCCAUUUCUGGCUGUUAAAGUGAAGUGAAAGUGAGCGAUUUUAUUCCAGGCAACAAAUUUUUCUUAUUCCUUAUAAGUCGUUAACUAAUUGUUCAUAUGUUAAAUUAAGAAACGAGAAUACAUUUUUGUAACUUAGCCCUGAAGUCAGCCUUCCAAUUACAGAAUCAAUAGUUAAAUUACAAAUUAAACAUAGAUUCACUCUAAUAAUGCCAGUUAAAAGCCUGUUGGAAUUCAUUUAGCUGUCGAGUUUAAGGGUGGCAGAAUUCUGAGAGAAUGCGCGUGGUGUCCCAAAUAAGGCUGUACUCAGCCUUGAUGGUUACAUUCACAUAUCCUUACAUCUUCACGAACUAGGCUGUUAUGUGUUACAGUUAACUAAUAAUAUUUACUUGCAAUUAGGUAAUGUUCAGACUAAAUAAUAUAUAUUUCACUCUGAUACUUGUUAUCUAUUUAAGAAAGGAUACUUACUUGAAACAACAACAGUGCUGUCAAGAUGGCUGGAUCUGGGUUCGUUCGAUGGCGAAACUCAUCUCGGUCCACCGUCAGCAUCAAUUUUCAUCUUGGUGCAAGAAAAUACUGGUACUUGGCUGUUUCACUCAGCUGGUUAGAAAUACUGUUGGUGUUGACAUAUAUCCUUAUUUGGGGCAGGUACCUUAUUUGAACUCAGUUUGGAAACAUGUUCUUUGUUUUUAUUUUAAAAUAAUUAUGAUAUUUGCAGAUUUAUAAAUUUUAAGUUGAUAUGUUUAUGUCAAGUGCCUUAAAAUGUAAAUUGUAAGUAGAAGAGCCUUUAAUUUAAUCUUAAUUUUAUGUUUGUGUUAUAAACAAGUGAUAUUUCUUCACUUAAUGUUUCGGUGAGAAAUGUGUAUUAGCGUGUAUAACAGCCAUAGCAGGCUUGUAAAUGUGUAUUAAUAAUCUGAUAUAUAAGUGGAAUUUUAAUGUCACUAAUAUAUAUUUCCUUUCAUACUAUGUUAUAACAUAUUAUGCUUAAUUCUUCUAAAUAAUUUAUUUGUGCAAUACCAGUUAGUGUAUGUUGUUGAUCUAAACUUUGACAAAGAAUCUGCAUCUUAUGUAAUUGCAAAAAAUGUGCAUUUAAGUUUUACCCUGUGGUAGAAGUAUUCCUGUCUUGGAACCCACAAAUUGACUGUAAUAGAGCUAAUUGCGUUUAAAGAAGAACGCAUAUUUUGGCUUCUCUGUAAUGAUCCUGAACUUAUAAUACAGGAAACAUACUUUGUGUU
Molecule: messenger RNA, 4645 nt
Organism: Zootermopsis nevadensis
Lineage: Eukaryota; Metazoa; Arthropoda; Insecta; Blattodea; Termopsidae
Gene: Swt1
Product: Swt1 RNA endoribonuclease
Cellular component (GO): nucleus
Molecular function (GO): protein binding
Source: RefSeq, a predicted model, not a curated record